UAGUCUUGGUUAUAUGACAAGGAACACAAGACCAAGACCAUGGAAGGAGUGAACAUACUGAACUCCACUGUAAAUACCAGCACAACGGAUAUUCAGCUGGUCACGCACAGUUUAUGGGAGGUGAUAACCAUCGCCACUGUGUCAGCCAUAGUCAGCCUCAUCACCAUUGUGGGGAAUGUUCUGGUAAUGGUCUCCUUCAAAGUAAACAGUCAACUAAAGACUGUGAACAAUUACUACCUGCUGAGUCUAGCAGCAGCAGACCUUAUCAUUGGUGUGUUCUCGAUGAAUCUGUAUACCUCUUACAUACUGAUGGGCUACUGGGCCUUGGGAAAUCUCGCCUGUGACCUGUGGUUGGCAGUAGACUAUGUUGCCAGUAAUGCCUCAGUUAUGAACCUGUUGGUGAUCAGCUUUGACAGAUAUUUCUCCAUCACUCGGCCUCUGACCUACAGGGCCAAACGGACACCAAAACGAGCUGGGGUCAUGAUCGGUCUGGCCUGGUUGGUGUCACUUAUUCUGUGGGCCCCACCGAUCCUGUGUUGGCAGUACUUUGUUGGGAAAAGAACUGUCCCGGAGAGGCAAUGCCAGAUCCAGUUUUUCUCUGAGCCUGUAAUAACCUUUGGGACAGCAAUUGCUGCGUUUUAUAUCCCGGUGUCAAUCAUGACAAUCCUAUAUUGCCGGAUCUACAAAGAGACAGAGAAGAGGACCAAAGAUCUGGCGGAACUCCGGGGGAUUAACUAUUCUGCAGACCCUGGGGUUGCCCAGCCCCAGAAGACCAUUAUCAGAUCCUGUUUUAGCUGUAAACUGAGAUCAGCCUCACAUGACAGGAACCAAGCCUCCUGGUCCUCCUCUAGCAGGAGCAAUGCAGCCAAGUCAGCGGCCACCACCAAUGACGAGUGGUCCAAAGCUGAUCAGCUGACUACCUUCAACAGUUACGCCUCUUCAGAAGAUGAGGAGCGGCCUGUGUCUCCGGGGCCCUUGCAGCCCUCUUUCAGGAACCAGGCUUGUGAGACUAUCAAGAGUGCAGUGGGCAGUGAGAACGAGCAACUCAGCAGCUAUGAAGACGACAGCUUCUUCCACACAUCACCCAAAAGCAACUCCCAGAGGAGCAAGAAGUGUGUGUCCUACAAGUUCAAACCUGUGGCCAAAGACAGUGAUGCUGAGCAGCAGAGCAAGAAUGGAGACACCAAAAUGGCACCGUCAACAUUUUCCUCAGCCGAGUCCAUGAGUGCCCCAUCCACCUCUUCGACAUCUAAGCCCAUGGAUGCCACGCUGAAGAACCAGAUCACCAAGAGGAAGAGGAUGGUGCUGAUUAAGGAAAGAAAGGCAGCGCAGACCCUCAGUGCGAUCUUGCUGGCUUUCAUCCUAACAUGGACGCCUUAUAACAUCAUGGUGCUAAUUUCCACAUUCUGCUCAGACUGCAUCCCCCUCUCGCUCUGGCAUCUGGGCUAUUGGCUGUGCUAUGUAAACAGCACCGUCAAUCCCAUGUGCUAUGCCCUUUGUAACAAGACUUUUCAAAAGACUUUUCGCAUGCUGCUACUCUGCCAGUGGAAGAAGAAAAGAAUUGAGGAGAAACUCUACUGGUAUGGACAAAACCCUAUGGUCAGCACUAAACUGACAUAAACCAUUUAUUUUCCUCUAGUAUGACAGUGUAUGAUGAUGGCUAUGAAUCAGAUAUAUGCACUGAAGAUUAUCUUGGUUUUUCUGAACUUGAAUCAUACCUGAUAGGUGGCAUCUGAAGUACAAACAAAAAGGUUGUAGAUUAAUUGUAAUUUUCCUUAAUCAAUAGGCCCACUGUAUGUUGAUUAUUGUCAAACGACAAACAUGGGGGAGCAUCCACAAAUUGUCCCAGUGUAAUAAUCAACACUGUAUAUUGGUU
This is a messenger RNA of Myripristis murdjan (pinecone soldierfish), 1876 nucleotides long. RefSeq names its product cholinergic receptor, muscarinic 5a (gene chrm5a). Bases 40 to 1620 code for a protein of 526 amino acids. Gene Ontology annotation, molecular function: G protein-coupled acetylcholine receptor activity; G protein-coupled serotonin receptor activity. The transcript has a single exon. Gene Ontology annotation, cellular component: dendrite; plasma membrane; synapse. The record is from RefSeq and is a predicted model, not a curated record. Lineage: Eukaryota; Metazoa; Chordata; Actinopteri; Holocentriformes; Holocentridae. Gene Ontology annotation, biological process: G protein-coupled receptor signaling pathway, coupled to cyclic nucleotide second messenger; chemical synaptic transmission; adenylate cyclase-inhibiting G protein-coupled acetylcholine receptor signaling pathway.